This is a messenger RNA of Hibiscus syriacus, 1521 nucleotides long. Its product is annotated as serine carboxypeptidase-like 40. Gene Ontology annotation, molecular function: serine-type carboxypeptidase activity. Gene Ontology annotation, cellular component: vacuole. Bases 1 to 1506 code for a protein of 501 amino acids. The transcript has 7 exons. The record is from RefSeq and is a predicted model, not a curated record. NCBI's taxonomy places the organism in Eukaryota, Viridiplantae, Streptophyta, Magnoliopsida, Malvales, Malvaceae. Gene Ontology annotation, biological process: proteolysis.
AUGGACAGAUACCCUUUUCUCCAUCUUACAUUCUUCUUCUUCUUCAUUGUUUCAUCCAUGGUGGCUGCCCCAGUUCAUUGCCAGAAGCAAACACAAGCUCUAACCCAUCUCUACAGGAACAAGAUGAAGGCGAAUUCUGGAAUCGACAAGUCUCGUUUCAAGCCAAUUCAUCACAUAAAAAAGACCAGUGUACAUCCACAGCAUGAAAUGAUGGAAAAAGACAGGAUUCGGAUGUUGCCCGGACAGCCUCGUGUCUCGUUCGAACAGUACGGUGGCUAUAUGACUGUGGAUAAAUCGGCGGGUCGUGCACUUUACUAUUAUUUCGUGGAGGCUCAGCAUUAUUCUAAGGAGUCCUUGCCUCUUCUUCUUUGGCUUAAUGGAGGGCCUGGGUGUUCAUCUCUAGCCUAUGGAGCAAUGGAAGAGCUUGGACCCUUCAGGGUUCAUAGCAAUGGGAAAACACUUUACAGAAACAGAUACUCAUGGAACUAUGCUGCAAAUGUUCUGUUUGUGGAGUCUCCUGCUGGGGUAGGAUUUUCAUACUCCAACACAACAUCAGAUUAUGACAAGAGUGGUGAUAGUAAAACAGCUGUUGACAAUUAUGUCUUCCUGUUGAACUGGUUGGAGAGAUUUCCUGAAUACAAGAACAGGGAAUUUUACAUCGCUGGAGAAAGCUACGAGGGGCAUUAUGUUCCUCAACUUGCUCACACCAUUCUCCAACACAACAUCAAAGCUAAGCAAACCCUCAUCAAUCUCAAAGGAAUUCUAAUUGGGAAUGCUGUGAUCAAUGAUGAAACUGAUAACAAAGGAAUGUAUGAUUACAUGGAGAGCCAUGCCCUCAUUUCAGAUGAAACUGCACAUGGGAUAAACAAAUAUUGCAGUUUUUCGUCCGAGGAGAGCUUGGAGAUCGGAACCAAGUGCCAAUCAGCCAUGGAUGAGAUAAGUAGGGAUACUUACUACCUUGAUAUUUACAAUAUCUAUGCCCCUUUAUGCCACAAUUCCAGUCUCACAGUCAUUCCCAAGAAGCCUUCCGUGGUAAGUUUCGACCCGUGCAGCGAUGAUUACGUACAUGCUUAUCUAAACAGCGUUGAUGUUCAAGAGGCCAUGCAUGCCAAUGUAACGAAGCUCGACCAUGAUUGGGAACCCUGCAGCGAUAUCAUCAGCAGAUGGGGAGAUAGCCCAUCCACAAUCAUUCCCCUUCUACAAGAAUUAAUGGCGAAUGGAAUAAGAGUGUGGGUUUUCAGCGGCGAUACUGAUGGGAGAGUACCAGUUACUUCAACCAAGUACACCAUUAAGAAGAUGAACCUUCCGGUUAAAACUAAGUGGCACCCAUGGUACCUUGAUGGGGAGGUUGGAGGUUUUACCGAGGUGUAUGACGGAGACUUAACAUUUGCCACCGUAAGGGGAGCGGGGCACCAAGUGCCAAGCUUCCAACCAAAGAGGGCACUUUCAUUGAUCUGGCAUUUUCUCGCCGGAAAACCUCUCCCGGAGACCUCACGUUACGAGUGAUUUCCUCUUCUACGU